Molecule: messenger RNA, 1020 nt
Organism: Microthlaspi erraticum
Lineage: Eukaryota; Viridiplantae; Streptophyta; Magnoliopsida; Brassicales; Brassicaceae
Source: the annotation of a GenBank genome assembly
AUGGCAGAGGAAGACAUAAAGCUUGUGCGCAUUAUUAAAGAGAUGCAACAAAGAGGUUUCAAUGUUCUCUUAGUAGUGCUCGACUUUGAUGACUACUACGAAUACCCAUCAGAGGUAUUAUCUAGUUGCCCCGUGUGGUUAUGGGAAGACCUAUUCAACGGACAAUGCCCUUUAAGUGACGAUGAGGAUGAAGAAGAGGAUGAUGAAGAUACUAAUGCUGAAACACUCGUCUACUGGGACGUGGAUGAUUUCCCGGUGACCGAUAUAGUUACGUUCAAUGAGAAUAUCAGAUCAGCUCUAGGUAACGCCGGUUAUCAUGGUAACGUGUCAAUCACGCCGGAAUCACCUUUGUAUCCGGAGCUUCGUCGAGGUCUCGUUUGGGGUCAGCAGAAGCUAAUCCCAUUCUUCACCAUCAUCAGUUUCAAGAACCAGAAAAUGGACGGAAGCGGUGGUGACGGUGGUGCGAUGGCAACGCCUGUACAGAAGCGGGCACACGAGGCAUGGAGGGUUUACAAGUAUUACCUUGACAAGACUACUCCUCAUUCAACUUACAGGUGGAUUGGAACGUUCGUCGUCUUUCUUAUCUACUGUUUGAGGGUUUUCUCCAUUCAUGGAUUCUACAUCAUCUCCUAUGGUCUUGGCAUCUACCUCCUGAAUCUGCUCAUUGGGUUCUUGUCCCCUCUCGUUGAUCCUGAGCUCGAAACCUCUGAUGGAGCUUCUCUGCCUACUCGUGGCUCUGACGAGUUCAAGCCCUUUAUCCGCCGACUUCCUGAGUUUAAAUUCUGGUACUCGAUGACCAAGGCAUUCUGCAUAGCGUUUUUGAUGACGUUCUUCUCGGUCUUUGAUAUUCCCGUCUUCUGGCCUAUACUGGUUUGCUACUGGGUCGUUCUCUUUGUGCUCACCAUGAGACGCCAAAUCUCCCACAUGAUCAAGCACAAGUACAUUCCUUUCAGCAUCGGCAAACAGAAAUAUGGCGGCCGGAGAUCUUCUGCGAGCGGUGGUGGCUCUCGUGCCGAUUGA